Molecule: messenger RNA, 396 nt
Organism: Marasmius oreades (fairy-ring Marasmius)
Lineage: Eukaryota; Fungi; Basidiomycota; Agaricomycetes; Agaricales; Marasmiaceae
Exons: 3
Coding region: 1-396 (131 amino acids)
Source: RefSeq, a predicted model, not a curated record
AUGGUUGACUAUCAACCUCGUUAUCCUCAACCUUUCACCUUCUCCGAUGCCAUCCAGUUGGAUGUCUCUACGAUCACCGAAGAGAUCUCGAGACUUCAAAAUUCUCUAUUGCAUCUGAGAAAAACACAAGAAUUUUUACGCGAAGUCAUGGAUUCCGAUCCGAAAGAGAUCGAUGUUGAAGUCAAAGCCGCGCUCGAAGAGAAUCAACAGGUCAUACUGGCGCAAGAAGAGAGGAUCAUGAUGCUUAAGUUGGCACUCGCAGAGAAGGGAUCAGUUAUGGGGAAACACUAUGAUUUGGUCCCUCCGGGGUCCUCAGGCAAAGACGGAACCUCUUGGCAAAACCCACCAGAACCUAGCAGCGAAGAAAAUGAAGGUGAUCAAGGAAUUCAUCUUUGA